AAUACUUUCACAGUACAGAGAUAUUUUACUGCAUUUCUUGACACGAUCUUUGGUUUUUCAUCGCGUUUUGGCCUUUUUUCUGUACGGAGUUCUUUCCAAGGAGGCGUUUCAGUUGUUUUAAACAUGGAAAACUAUGAAAAGAUCAAAAGCAUAGGCCGUGGAGCUUAUGGAACCGUUUACCUUUGUAGAAGAAAAUGUGAUGGUCGUCAUGUCAUCAUCAAGGACAUUCCGGUCGAACAAAUGAGUGGAGAAGAAAGGAGGGCCGCUUUAAAUGAAGUUCAUGUUCUGCAGAUGCUAAAACAUCCCAAUAUAAUCGCUUAUUUCGACAGUUUCUUCGGAGAAACUUCUUUUAUGAUCGCAAUGGAAUAUGCCCAAGGUGGAACUUUGCAUAAUCUUAUCGAGGAACGAGAAGGCAAACUUUUGGACGAAGAAGAGAUUAUUCGACUGUUUGUGCAGAUUUUGGUAGCAAUUUAUCAUGUCCACAAACAAAAAAUCCUUCACAGGGAUCUUAAAACACAGAAUAUCCUACUGAACAAAACACGGAAGGUUGUGAAGAUAGGCGAUUUCGGCAUUUCAAAAGUGUUGAGCAGCAAGAGUAAGGCUCACUCUGUCAUCGGCACUCCAUGUUACAUUUCGCCUGAGCUGUGCGAGGGCAAGCCGUAUAAUCAGAAAAGUGACAUCUGGGCUCUUGGCUGUGUGCUUUAUGAACUAGCAACACUAAAAAGAGCUUUUGAAGCCUCUAAUCUGCCUGCUCUUGUGCUGAAAAUCAUGAAAGGAAACUUCAAUCCCAUAUCUGAAAGAUACAGUGAGGACAUGAAGAAUCUUGUUCUAAGCAUGUUACAAGUUGAUCCUGCCAAGAGACCGACCCUUCCACAGAUCAUGGCACAGCCUCUGGUAGUAAACGCACUGUUCAAUAUGGGCACUGACAUUGGGCGAGUGCCAUGUAACAGAACUCCAAGACCUGUUGCAGGGAUAUCUGGUAAUGCUACCAUUAUUGUAUUGUACAUGUGUUUUCUAAGAUACUAUAAGAUGACUGGUUCAGUGAAAUGCUGCUUUCUGAUUGACUACCUGAAUGGGCCAGAUGGGCCUAACUUGCUUGCUCCAGGUUCCCGCUUUAUCCUGCAAGAACAGGUUUUGUUUGGGCCAUAUACUGUAAUAAUUUCUUUAUUGACCAAGCGUGUUCAGUCAAGAUGGCUGGCAUACUGGCCUCGUUCCAUUUAUGUAACUUUUUUUUAAUGACCCCAACUUCCUCUUGGUUCAUAAAAAUACAAUAAAAGAACACCAGGGAUCCAUAUUUGCAGUCGUCCGGUCGACGUCCGACUACAGUCUUGCAUGGACGAUUAAGAUAACUUCAUAAGUCAUCCUUUGGACUAGUGAGUUUUGUUCAGCCAGAAAGUCUUAUGAAAAUUCUUAGAUGAUUUCAUCAGUUAUUCACUCGUAGUUUGUUUUCCUUUAGUCCCUCAAUAAGUUGUGGGGUACAAUGUUGGUAACAGUCUGAUUUAAUGCCACUGAAUCAUAGUCAACAGUUACUGUUGACUAUGAUUCAGUGGCGUUCGUUCUAAGUCAGUAAAUCAAUUCUCUAAAGUGUGUCUUUGAAAGUGGUAGUCUGUAGAAAAUAUUAAAAAUCAAUAAAAUUUAACCCUGGCAUUCUAAUGCCCUGUAUAUUUGAUUAUUAUAUGUAAGCAUAAAAAGGGUAAUGAGAAUUUUGGUUUUGGUCACUGUCUGAGUUUAUACAGUGUAUAUAAAUAUUCUUUGUAUUGUUGGCUGUUAUAAGUAAAUAAAACUGUCUUAACAUGUCGAUUACUGUAUCACUUUGCUUUCAAAGCUGCCAUUCCUCCUACUCGUGCUAGAUCUUCAAGUACCAACCGGCCUACAGGUACCCAAAUCUAUCGCACAAGUUCUUCAAAGUCAGCAUCUCUUUCCCUGGAUGGCCUUUCUGAUAUGGAUGCAUAUUCCUCUAAGCCACUUGAGCCCAGGUAUUUAGUGUACCACUGGGGUGGCGGUAUCACCACACCCACUAAGCUACAACUUCCGCAACAUGACUCUGACGUAGUGCAGGUCGCAUCUGGAAGAACAAUGAAGACUGGGGUGACAGGUGGUGGCCGUGCAAUCAUCUGGGAUUCAAACAAGAAAGCAAUGGAUGUGUCGUCAGACGUUACUGCAGACAGAGAGAAGUUGCUGGAGGAUCUUUGGCUACCAAAGUUUCUUGAGGGGCAGUCUGGGGUGACAAUUGUCCAGGUGUCCUGUGGGGAUACGUUUGCAGCUUGUUUGACAGGUGCUUUGUGUAUUAUAAUUACACUGCUUUCCAUCAUGAAUGCCAGCACUUACUUUCAAAUUGAAACUCCAAGUCUUGGAUUAUUACAAAAAAUGCACACAUUAAUGAAUAUGUUUCUGGGAAACUGCCCACCCACCCUUCCUUUAAGCCAACAUUUUGCUCAAAGUGAGAAGUCCAUCUAUAAGUGUGAAUGUUGACUUAAGGGAGGGGUAUGUGGGCAGUUUCCCUGAAACAUAUAAAUAUCCACUUUUUUUUUACACUGGGCAAAUGACCCUAAGGCUAAGGUCUUUGUUCAGUCUAGAAAUACAUGUAAGAAAUAACCGGUCUAAACACGGAUCAAAACGAACUUGAAUUCAAGCUUUUCCUUUGGACAUUAACAAGCAGUUAUCACAUUCUUCUUGCCUGUAGCCAUUGCUUAGUAGUUGUAGGGGACAAGGUGACUUGCAUUGACCCUUCAGCAGCGGAUCCAGGAGAAGGGCGUGGGAGGCCCUUGCCCUCAUGUUUAGACCAAACUGAGGCCCAAAGGGCCCAAAAAAAUUUUUUUGAGACCACCCCUCUCCCUUAUCUAAAGGUCUGGAUCCCCUACUGCCCUUGCCCAUUGGAGAAGUGAGUUUAAAAUGUUACUUACCCAGCAAAAAAAUAUACUGUCUCGUCCCGAACACCCAGAUGAGACUUUUGUCAAGCCUUUCUAAAGUUCGAAGUGGCUGAUCUGUCCCACGUGACGUUUUAAAUAUUGGGCCAUCACGAAAAAUACAAACUGUAUGAUUGCUUUAGAAUAGAAUUCAUUGCAUCAGUGCCCAUGUGUCCUGAUCUUAGUAAUGACCACAUAAACACAGGUUUUCAUAGUUUUCUGAGAUAGGCAGUAAAUGAAGUUUAUUUAUUUGAUUAUUUAUUUACAUGCAACCCCAAACUUUGUUGCAGAUCGUGGCAUUCUCAUGACAUUUGGAAGUGGUACACAUGGCUCAUUGGGGCAUGGUAACUAUAAUGAUGUUUUACAAGCAAAGAUUGUGGAGGCUUUGAUUGGAUUUGAAGUGGAACAGGUACCAUCUGUGACGUCUAAUUUCAGUUACAGUAAACGACCAACAAUUUAGUGGCAGAUCUGUAUAACAGAAGGGGGCAGGGGGCUCCAUGUUAUCUAUAAACCUAGCUUAGGCUCACAGGGCCAAGAAAAAUUGUCUUCAAGAAUGCCCAGCAUGCAAAGGAAGCAGUGUCUAAUAGCUCGUGGCUAUAGAUUUUGCUACUGGGCUAGUGAGUUCUGUUCUUAACUUGCUUGACGGACAAGAGAAGUUUUGGGGGAAUCCAAAUUACAGAGGAAUUAGUAAUCAUAGCUUGUUAUUAUUUAUUUAUUUAUUUGUAGGCUGGUUGAAAUGACUUUUCAGCUAGGACAUACUACAACCUGUAGCUACAUGUACAUGUUCAGCUUGCCCAAAUGGCAAGCUGCAAAACUGACUUAUCUUAGGGACAGGAUGAGCAGGCCCCUCACUAAAUUUAAAGAUCCAAAUCUGCCAAAAGUUCAUUAUUUCUAGGGUGAUUGGAGUGUGCUAUGCAAAGUUAAGCACUGAUUAAGGGUAACAAAAAUGAGUUUACGUUUUGUUCUUGGAAAUCGUGUUCCUGCAACAUAGCCUGCGAUUACUUUUUUGUGUGUCUGUAAGGAGACUCUCCCCUUUUAUUUUGUGAGAAAAAAUAGUGUGUAGAUUCGUUAUUGUGGUCUGUCGUUAAAAUCUGUAGGUAUCCUGUGGCUCUGCCCACGUGAUGGUUGUGACAACUGACCGCGAGCUAUUUGCCUGGGGACGAGGAGACAACGGCCGUUUGGGGCUUGGAAAUCAGCAGUCAUACCCUCUACCUCAACCCGUGGGCCUGGAACCUGGCUUCACGGCCAAAGCUGUCAAAUGUGGUGUGGAUUGCUCCUUUGUACUGGCCCUCAACUACAGGUUGUUAGCUUGCGGUAGCAACAGAUGCAACAAGCUGGCCCUGGAUAGCAGUCAAAACACUGUCGAGGAAUCUCAGACAUUCACACCUAUCACUGCGUGGCUGCUGACGGCCGAUCAUGUCAAAGCCGUUACCAUGGGAACAUCCCACGCCGCUGUGCUGACUGCCAGUGGUAAAUGCGUGACAUUUGGUUCCAACUCCUUUGGGCAGCUAGGCUAUGACCGCGCGGUGUCCUCGCGUGAACCCCAGAUUGUACACGCCUUAGAGAACAAGCAAUUGACUCUAGUGUCUUGCGGUGACACAUUUACAGUCGCAGUAAGCGAUGAGGGUGAGGUGUUCUCGUGGGGUAAAGGAUCGCGCGGACGGCUGGGGUACCAAACGGACGAGGACUGUUCUACACCCAAAUGCUUGUCUCUGCCAUUAAAACUCAAGGUUUUGUCUCUUUGUUCAAGCCACUGCUCCACAAUGCUCUGCGGAAAAGUGCUGUAAUCACGUGCUGACAUUUCUGACUGCCAACUGUCCUCUUUCAGCUAAUUUUAAGGGGAUAAACUAUCGAUUUGCUUUAUCUAAAAACCGUGUGUAUUAAGGCAACGUGAGCUUGUGGGGUAGUUUGAAUUUAGCUAACUCAUGUCAAUAAGAAUCCAUAAAACUAAUGAUAUUUACAAACAACAUAUUAAAACUAAAAGUAGAUGCGG
This is a messenger RNA of Porites lobata, 4899 nucleotides long. Lineage: Eukaryota; Metazoa; Cnidaria; Anthozoa; Scleractinia; Poritidae. The record is from the annotation of a GenBank genome assembly.